Brassica rapa (field mustard) is the source of this 1533-nucleotide messenger RNA. Its product is annotated as glycine-rich RNA-binding protein 5, mitochondrial-like. Lineage: Eukaryota; Viridiplantae; Streptophyta; Magnoliopsida; Brassicales; Brassicaceae. Gene Ontology annotation, molecular function: RNA binding. The record is from RefSeq and is a predicted model, not a curated record.
UUAAUUUGUUUCUUGAACAUUAUGAACUUAAAUCAGAAAACAAAUUUGGAUUUUCUAAUGCCGUUUUUGAUAUUUCACUUCAAAAUAUACCAUGGCCAAGUUUCAAUUGCGAUUUCAUGAUUACAUUGUUGUCUUUUCAUAUGUGUUCGUUCCCUUGUUGUUCCAAAACAUUUGUAUCUUCAUGCUCAAGAUGCAAACAACGAGAUGGAGAUUAGAAAUUGCUUUUAAAUCCAUGAAAUGUAAGUUAUGAAUCUCCGGUUACCUAAUGUGGGGCAGUUCUUGUACAUUUCAAACUUUAGUUUGAACCUCAAAUAUGAAUUCUAAAUUGCAAUUCAUGAUACCUCCCUUCAAAAGUUUCUUCUAGUUGUUGUCAAAGAUCUUUGACUUUCUAUAAUCUCAAUUAUAAGGCAAUACUAUAACAUUUUUAAUGCUCUCAGCUAGCUUUUUCUUAAAUAGUUAACUGUUGAAUUUUAAAGUGAGAGUAGUGACAUGAGUAUUUCUAUAUUUGUAAACCAAAUCAACAGUAUUAUUUGAUUCCAAAUAUGUUCAUGAUGAGCAUUAUUAUUGGCUACGAAUUCAAUAUUAAAUAUUAAAUAUUAGAAUGUCGUCGCAUUGAUAGACGAAAGAAACAAUACGACGACGUUCUAAUAUUUAAUUAUUUUUUCUUUUUCCUUUCAAGCACGGGGACAUUGCUAUCAUCCACUAUCGUUUAGAGAAAGUCAAUGGUGAAGUUGAGGCUUUGAAGGAAAAAACAAAGCAUGCAAAAUCAAAGUUCAAAGCAACUGAUGCUGAUGGGGGAUCCAGAACAAUUGGGUCAUAUAGCAGUAGCUCUGAAGAUUCUGCUCCACAACAAAAGGAGGAUGUAGAGGUGAAGAAGACACUGCGGGAGUUGCUAGAACCUGCCAGGAUGCAUCAGCUAGAAGUGCAGAGAAGAAGAACAUUACACUUGUCGAAUUUGUCCUAUGAUGUGACCGAAGAUGACAUGUAAGUACGUUUUAUUUCAAUAUUCUUCUUUUUUGUUCUAGUUGUUUGAUUAAAAUUUAUUUUAUUUUUUGCAGAAUGAACAUUUUCAGUGGAAUUGGUGGGUCCAUGGACGUUAGGAUUCCUUUGGGCCAAGACGGGAAAUGUCGAGGCUUUGCGUUUGUCGAGUUUGAUUAUCCAAGAUCAUCUGAAGAGGGAUUGAAACUGCACCUUAAGCCAAUGCUAAAGCGUUCUGUUCGUAUUAGCAUUGCACAUCCUCGGGCUGCUGGUGUUGGUCGUGGUCGUGGUGCUCCUGGUGUUGGUCGUGGUCAUGGUGUUCCUGGUGUUGGUCAUGGUCGUGGUGCUCCUGGUGUUGGUCGUGGUCGUGGUGGUCGUUAGUCGUGAACAAUAUGGAACUUACUGUUCAUAUAUUGGCACAGUCUUAUUAGAUUUUCGCUUUUUACCUGUCAGGACUUUGAUCAAGGUUUUACUUUCACAUUUUACAUUUGUAUUCUCUGUACAUCGAGGGAUCUUUUCUUCCAACUAUUGAAACAUCAUUUUCUGUUUAUUUUC